This is a messenger RNA of Podospora pseudopauciseta, 4593 nucleotides long. It is a transcript of the gene NCED2, whose product is annotated as Nced2p. NCBI's taxonomy places the organism in Eukaryota, Fungi, Ascomycota, Sordariomycetes, Sordariales, Podosporaceae. Bases 1 to 2163 code for a protein of 720 amino acids. The transcript has 3 exons. Gene Ontology annotation, molecular function: carotenoid dioxygenase activity. Gene Ontology annotation, biological process: carotene catabolic process. The record is from RefSeq and is a predicted model, not a curated record.
AUGAUGCACGACUUUGGUGUAUCGAGGGGCUAUACCGUCAUCAUUGAUAUGCCCCUCUGCUCUAACCCCUUGAACCUCCUGAAAGGCUCACCGGUGCUGUCGUUUGAAAGCUCUCGGAAGUCAAAGUUUGGAGUAUUUCCGCGAUAUCAACCUGAAGCAGUCCAAUGGUACGAAACCAACCCCUGCUGUGUCUUUCACACUGCCAAUUGCUGGGAAAGUGAAACCUCUGACACAACCCGGAAUGAUCAGGGAACGACCAGCAAUCUCCUCGCCUGCCGUCUGACGUCCGCAUCGCCCGUCUUCCACACGGCAAAUAUCCCAGCGCCAGAAGUCAAGCCCGUCCCGCCGAAAUAUGCUCUGGAACAACAAUGUCGACUGUAUUACUACAGCUUCCCGUUUUCACCAGUCAGCCAUGCGCAACCACCCGGAACAAAAAACCAAUGGGCGUUGUCGGCCAUCGAGCUCGAGUUCCCGAACGUAUCGCCACUAUCUGUAAUGUCGGAGGCACAGUAUGUGUAUGGUUGUUCGGUGAGGUCAGUGUGUUACUCGGUCGAGCUGGGAAAGCAGCCAGGAUCGAAAACCAACGCCAUAGCUCUGAUACAAAGAUGCCUUGAGACGCGGCCGCAACCGAUCAAGGGGUGUGUCGACAAACGGUCUGUUCAAGAGAUCCUUAAGUCCAGCGAUCUCGACGACCCAAUCCAGCUUUUUGCAAUGCCGAAGGGGUGGUAUGCUCAAGAACCCCGAUUCGUUCCGCGCUCGAAUCCCAUACCAGAAGAUGACGGGUUUGUACUCAGCUCCGUGUUUGAUGAAAGCCAGCUGGACGAGCGAGGGUCGUGCCGAGACGGUGCAAUCGGUGAGUUGUGGGUGACAGACGUGAAGGAUAUCAGAACGCUUUUGGCGCGUAUCAAGCUUUCGCAGUGGGUGCCGUAUGGGUUUCAUGGGUGUUGGUUCAGCAAGGACGAAGUGAUGGCACGGCGGCCAUACACAACCCGAGAAUCGACUGAGGAAGGAAACACGCACCCGUGGCUACUUGCCCUCACGGCGGUAAUUCCAACCGUCUAUGCUUCUCGACGCGGUUCAACAAGUGAAUGCUCCCCCGCCUCCUUCGACAUUGUAGCCACCGCCGAAAAUGCCAUCUUGUCUCCAUCUUACGACCCCAGCAAUGAAACGUCCAUCAUUAACUUCAUCAACGCAUUGGCCAGGGGCGAGGUGAACCCCGUUGUCGGGUUUCAGAACAUCAGCGGCUCCUUCGUCAUCAACGGCAUCUACUGCAAGCCCACCAAAAAGGUCAAGAAAAAGCGCAACGCCCUUCAAAUAUUGGUUCACGGCAUCACCUAUAACAGCAGCAUGUGGGGUGGGUAUCACUUUGGUGACCGCUACAACUGGCACGCCUAUGCUAAUGGAGAGGGGUAUCACACCCUCGCCAUUGACAGACUUGGCCACGGCCUCAACUCAAAGGCAUUGGACCCGCACAAUGUGAUUCAACCUAUGCUCCAGGUGGAGAUUUACAAGGAGCUGAUCCAGUCUAUCCGUUUCAACACCGCUGCCAACUCCCUUCGGAAGAGGUUUUCCAACAUCAUCUGGGUCGGCCACUCCUACGGCUCCCAAAUCGCCCUCCCACUCGCACGACUCUGCCCAAAUCUCACCUCAGCCCUGAUCUUGACAGGCUGGUCCUCCACAACCAACCUCAGCGAGGUGCAAAAGUUCAAUCUCGCCUCUGCUUCUACUCUUUAUCCCUCUCGGUUUCCUGGCCUGGAUAAAGGCUACCUAGCCAUGGCUGACGAGAGCCUACGUGCAAAAAUGUUUUACUAUGGUGCUUACGACCCAGCAAUCCCCGCGUUUGACUUUGCAAACCAGGAUAUUGUCACGAUUGGUGAGUUUGCCGCUAAUGCAGGACCGUUUGGGAUACCGCCUGCGGCGUACAACAAGCCGGUUAUGGUUAUUACUGGUGUGGAAGAUGGUGUGUUUUGCGCCCAACCUGGAGUCGCAGCAAGGGAGUGUGAGGAGUUGUUGGAGAAGACAAGGACAGACAUGUUUCCGGGUGUGCCGGGGAGGAAGUAUGAGUAUUUUGCGCCGAGGAAUACGGGGCAUGAUUUGACGCUUCAUUAUUCGGCCAGGGAGACUUUUAGGAGGGCUCAUGGGUUUUUGGAUAAGUACUUUUAGGAGGAGUUCUACAUGGCGGGUUGAGACGGCGAGGGAAUCGAGGUUUGUGGUUGGUAGAUCCCUGGACAGCUGUUACACGUAGCUACACCAGAAACAAGUCAAUCCCCCUCACAUGAUAAAUGCAUAAGCCCCAUCCCAACAAUCAUCCCACUUCCUUUCCCUUCCUCCGACCCAGAACCGCUCCAGCAAUCUCUUCGCCACCAAAGGCGGUGAUAUCCCUUGGUCACGAGCCAUAUCAACCAAACACCGCCCAAUAUACUUCUGCACGUCCGCCCCAGCCCUCGCCGCCUCCACGCCAGCUACGAUCAACGGCCAAGUCAUCCUCUUCCUUGCCCUCGGUGUAGUCAUUCCCGUCUCCAAUAUCGAGAACAAAGCCUGGGCGUACUUGGCUCGCAACACCUCCACUUCCCGGGUUGACUUCAAAGCCCCGGUGCUCACCAACGAUAGUAUGCAGUACAGCGCAACGCUGGCGUGAAACACGCGGCCAAUGACAAGAAACUCCUCCCUGCUGGCAAAUACUGACUUUUCCAGAUUUGACGUCCAGUUCUCUGGGGAAAAGAGCUCUAUCUGGCCGAGGAUGCCGAGGGCCGCUUGCUUUGUUUUCGGGUGGGAAGGCUCUCGAGCGCGUAGCUCGUUGAUGAGGAUUAAUUUGAUAAAGAGGGGGGUUGGACAGGACAUGGGGGGGAAGUAGACUUCGGUGUAGUAAUCCUCCGUCAGGCGGAGGGUGGUGACUGUGUCGGCGACUUGAAACUGGUUGUCGGGGGGGCUGGUGGUGUUGGCUAGUACCGCGGUGCUGUUGGUGGUGUUAGUAGGAGUUUGGGGAAAGGGGGACGGGAUAAACUGACAUCAUCAGCCCUACCAAACUCGGCCUCAUCUGAUCACACCUGUCUAUUAUCUCCAGAAACCCGCCGUGAAACUCCAGCAAGGUCAUGAACCCGUCCACGUGCGUCCUCCAAGAUGGGGUCAUGGAUUGUUGGAGGAACGCAAAGAGGAAGGCAUACACGCUUACGACGGCUUCAAGACCGCGGCGGGUUUCUUCAGCGUCGAGUAAUUCGUGAAUGGCGCGGAUGGUGAUGCCGCGGUGGUGGUAAAAUCUUUGCAAGAUGGGCUUCACCAGGUCGAUUUCGGGACAGCAGUCGGACAUUUGCAUGAUUCGGUGGUUGAUGGUGACUGAAACCAGCGUGUGGAGGAUAGACAGCGGGAUGUCUUCUACCGUCAACAUCGGAAAAACAAACUGGCUCGGGCCGAGCUGGUGAGACUGGAGGUCGGGAUAGAUCCGGGCGUUGUCUAGAUCACGGCAGUUAGCUCCCGGAGCCCACAACACUAGAGAAUAUCCCAGUCCAACCCACAAUACAACAUAGCCUCAAUAAUAUCAAACAUUUCCGGCCGGAGAGUAGGAGUGAUAGGUGGAGUUGCCGGGUGGUUGCGGUGGCGCUUCUGGAACUCGGGGGGCGUGAGAGGAGCCUGUCUCUUUGGACUAGGACACGACACUUGCAGCCGGAGAGGUGGUAACCGCCCUUGACCCUUCCGCUUCUUCGGCCGGGACAUGACCUGCCCCGGGGCUAGCCAUUGCAGUGGCUUUUUGUCUGCAUACCCGGGACAGACGAUGCCAGCGGUCCGGCACUUGUUGCAGACGGGUUGUUGACCGUCACACACGACCCGUCUCCGUCUGCACUCCCAGCAGUGCUGGUGACGCAGGUUAGCAAGAUUGGGCAUCCUGUGGGUGUUACUGACGUGGCUAAACGGGUGGAUGCAUCGUGGAGAGAGGAAACACGAGGGGGAAGUCGCAGUUUGGGAGUUGACCUUACACCAGAGCCAACCUCACCCCUGCUCAAGGGGGGUUGGCCUUGUGGGUUGAAGCCUGCGGGGACAGGCAUGCCUCCCGCUGUCUUGGCUUCUUGGCCAUCUAUUCUCCUGAAAGGGGAUGGUUCGAGAUCUUUGUUCAGUGGGUCUUCAUGGCUAACGAUGGUCCAAUGAGACGGCAUGUCAUGUAAGACGGCUAUCGAAUUCGAGAAAGCGAGGCACUGCCUUCGGAGUCUGGACUGGUGAAAUGGGUGAGAGACUGAUGAAAGGCGCGUCUCCGGUUGCAUGGGUACCUAGAUAGCCUUAUGGGGCUAAAGAAAUUGCGGAUCACCUUUUCAUCAUGCCAGGGGUUUCCUGGAUGCAAGGUUCAACACCCGAACUCUCAGCAUAUCACCAACUCUCUCUCUUUCUAGGUAGCUUUCAUCCAUUGACGUUGACCGGUACUCUGUACAAAUCCCAUAUCCAACCUCCGUUCCCUCCCAUCAAGAAGGCUGAAUAUCUAAGGUACUCCGGUCAGCCCCCCUUCACCCCAGACAAAGAACGAGGCAUAAUUACCCCUACAAUAACUCACAAGCAGAAGAAAAAGGUCCCUUAGGCGGAUACUCGUCAUACUCCUCCGGCGCACCC